Messenger RNA from Epithele typhae, 975 nucleotides. RefSeq names its product RabGAP/TBC. Lineage: Eukaryota; Fungi; Basidiomycota; Agaricomycetes; Polyporales; Epitheliaceae. The record is from RefSeq and is a predicted model, not a curated record. The coding region runs from base 1 to 975 and encodes 324 amino acids. The transcript has 4 exons.
AUGUCCGUGCGCCCGAGCGCUGCCAGCGUACGCGCGAGCAGGAGCGGGGGCGCAGAGGUGCAUCGGCAGCGUGAGCAGCGGUGGGUCCAGGCGCUGGCAUCGACGCCUCCCGCGCAGGCGCGCAAGAGCAAGAAGGUUCGGAAGAUGGUCGUCGACGGCGUGCCGGCGUCGGUGCAGUACAUGGUGUGGGCGAUGGUGAUCGACAGCAGGGCGAAGCGCAUGGACGGGCUGUACCAAAAGCUCGCGGACCGCGAGAAGGUCGCCGCCGCCGCGGACAUCGAGCGCGACAUCCGGGCGUCGUAUGCGGACAAGCCGGAGCUGCAAGACGGGUCGCUCGCCAAGUUGCUCAAGGUAUACUUGACGAUAGUCCCGGAUGUCACGUACUCUAGAGGGCUUGUGUUGAUUGCGGCGCAGCUGUUGAUGCAAUCCCCAGAGGAAGACGCAUUCUGGAUAUUCGUUGCGCUCAUGGAAUCCCAUCUUCGGCCGUACUUCUUCAGUACCAGCGUGCAGCUGGAGGUCGAUGCAUCGCUCUUUGGCCGCGCGGUGGAGGCGAACGAGCCGGUUGUGGCGAAGAAGCUCUUUGGUGAUAUGGGCGUCAAGCCGAUCCAAGUCAUCCACACUUUGUUCACUACCGCUUUUGUCGAUGCACUCCCUCCGGACUACGUCGUCCGCCUUUGGGAUGUGUUCCUGUUCGAUGGCGUCUCCUUCCUUUUCCGUGCCGGGAUCGCUCUCUUCACGUGGAGCAAAGAGAAGAUCAUGCAAUGUACUUCUCCGGAUGCUGCCCUGGACAUGCUCUUCCAUCCCACGUCCCUCCCCGCCAACCCCGACGCUUUCAUCGACAUGUGCCUUUCGGUGAAGCUAAAGGACAGCGAUCUCCAGAAGCAACGUUCGAAGAUCGAGAGCCAAGUCCGGCGCCGCACGGCGCAGGCUCGUCCCUCACCGAUCUCGCCCACCACUCCGGCUACCAUCUAUUGA